Hemiscyllium ocellatum (epaulette shark) is the source of this 2671-nucleotide messenger RNA. RefSeq names its product metalloreductase STEAP4-like. The coding region runs from base 92 to 1504 and encodes 470 amino acids. Gene Ontology annotation, cellular component: endosome; plasma membrane. The record is from RefSeq and is a predicted model, not a curated record. Gene Ontology annotation, molecular function: ferric-chelate reductase (NADPH) activity; cupric reductase (NADH) activity. Gene Ontology annotation, biological process: copper ion import. The transcript is spliced from 5 exons. NCBI's taxonomy places the organism in Eukaryota, Metazoa, Chordata, Chondrichthyes, Orectolobiformes, Hemiscylliidae.
AAGCUGCAUCUGCACAGCAUCCCAAGUGAAAGUUCUGUUUACUUUUUAACUGUCCUCAUUUUCCAGUCAGAUCAACCAAAAUAAGGAAGAAAUGGAUACCAAUUCAACAGGCUUGGUUCCGCUUCACCAGACCAGCAGCAGAAAAAGGUUGGAUCAUAAGCAGGAAACGAUCUGUAUUUUUGGCACUGGGGACUUUGGAAGAUCUUUGGGCAUGAGGCUGCUCAAGUCAGGCUACCCAGUGGUCUAUGGUAGCCGAGACCCAAGGAACUCUACCCUGCUGCCAAGUGGAGCGCAAGUGUUUAGCCAUGCGGAGGCCCUGAAUACAUCCAAGAUCAUUUUCCUGGCAGUUCACAGGGAGAACUAUGAUUUCAUUUCAGCCCUGUCUGACCAGCUGGAUGGGAAGGUGCUGGUCGAUGUGAGCAACAACCUCAAAAUGAAUCAAUAUCCUGAAUCCAAUGCACAAUAUCUGUCCCAGUUGGUUCCCAAAACCAAUGUGGUGAAGGGAUUCAACACAGUUUCAGCCUGGGCUCUGCAGUCAGGGAGUUUGGAUGCCAACAGUCAGGUUUUUGUUUGUGGGGAUGACAAUCCAUCUAAACAACUGGUGAUGGAUGUUGCCAGAAGCAUCAGCCUCACUCCUCUUGACCAGGGAUCCCUUCUGGCAGCUGAAGAACUGGAGAACUACCCUCUUCAGCUCUUUCCAAUGUGGAGACUACCACUUUAUAUAACAGCUGGUCUCACAGUAUUCUUCUUCUUGUACUAUGUGGUGCUUCAAGUGAUCUAUUCUUAUGUAACUAAGAACACUGAUCAGACCUAUCGGAUGAUAAUUUCCAUACCCAAUCAUGUUUUUCCAAUUGUCUCUCUCAUUCUGCUGAGCUUGGUUUAUCUGCCGGGUGUCAUUGCUGCCUUCAUUCAGCUCCGCAGAGGGACAAAGUACAAGCGAUUCCCUGAUUGGCUCGACCGGUGGAUGUUGUGUCGAAAGCAACUUGGGCUUGUAUCGUUUGCUUAUGGCUUCCUUCAUGUUUUCUACUCAUUGGUCAAGCCACUCAGAUAUACACACUAUUGGAAACAAAUGAAUCGUAUUGUAUCCCAGGUGCAAAAGAACGCAACCACAGAGUUGGAGAUGAAAUGGGUGUGGCGUAGUGAUUUGUUUUAUGCACUCGGAAUUUUAGGCUUUUUUGUUUUCUGCUUACUUGGAGUAACAUCCCUCCCAUCUGUCAGCAAUGCAAUGAACUGGCGAGAAUUCAGAUUUGUUCAGUCAAAGUUGGGUCAUGUCACGUUGCUUCUGUGCACAGCUCAUGCUGGUGUACUUGGAUGGAAUUUCUUUCUAAAAUCUACAAGGUAUACAUGGGGUCUUCCGCCAGGGUACAUGCUAUCCAUGGUGAUUCCCUGCAUUGUACUGAUUCUAAAGCUGAUUCUGAUAACGCCAUGUGUAGACAGAAUGGUCACAAGAAUCCGACAGGGUUGGGAAAGGAAAAGAAAAGACUCAAGCAACCUAAAAGUUUGACCAAAAUGUAUUCUGGCUGAAUAAUGCUGUCUUGAAAAUUCAUAUUUAGCCUGUUCUAAAUAAAAGUUUUGGAAAAGUAUUAGACACUGGAAUCAGAUACUCCAAACAUCUAUGUUGCUUUAAAUAUUUUAAUUUCUGACACACCUCUAGAUAAUAAGUUCUUCUCUUAAAUCCCAAUACUCCCUUUCUCUCCUCACAUUCUGUCUAUUCUGAUACUAAUGUUACCAUUGAUCUAACAGUCACCUAUAUAAUUAUCACCUACUUUAAGUUAAUUGGCAUUAUAGAAAAUAUAAUAACUUGUGUUGAUAUAUGUCAUUAUCUCUGAAAUAUUUACCUUUACUGACAAUGUAAGAGUGUCAAUACAGUCCAGCAUUUGAAGACAUUGCUAAAAAGCAUCUAGAGAGAUUGAAGACCAGUCUAAUACCAUCUGUUCCACACAAACAUAAUCUUUCCAAGUGAUUAUAACGGUAAAUUAUUUGUUCUCUUGAAUGUGCUUCAGAUCUCAAUACCAUUUUGAUGUUGAUAUGUUUAGUAUUUGCAAUUCGCAAGCUCCAUUAAGCCAGCACAUACAUUAAUCAAACUAGCAGUGCCUAAAACUGGAGACACCUUCAAAAUUCCUAAAAGUGAGUGGUUUUAAGACUUCUCCUGGCCCCAGAAGAAAUACCAAGCUCUCUGCUGGAACCUCCAAAACAACCUCUCAGCCUACCAUCCUUCCCCACAAAUUCCUUUACUUUACCUGAACUUCUUUCUCAGGUGAAAAUUGGGUCUGCAGUGGAACUGCUGGAUUUCCUUACCUUCAGCAAGCACCCCAUCCUAUCAGAAAGUGCCUGUCAGAGGGAGCUCACUGAUCAUGUUCUAACAAAUCUUAGAAGUAACCUGGGAUUUGAUGAACCCUGAUCAGAUAAGUUAUGAGAGAUCAACUUCUCAGCUAUCCACUACUCAUCUGAUAAAUAAAUUGAUUGAAUAUGGAACUGGGGUAUUAGAUGUCAUUUUUGUUGAGUCUCAGUAGUAUUACAGUGACAUUGCUAUUGAGACAGAUCAUUUUUUAAAUUUAGUAUAAUACAGUCUUUCAAACUAUAUUCAGUCAAAUACAUAUAAAGGUGCAUUUAUUUGUAUUGUCAUCUCAUAAAAAUGGGAUAAAAAUUACUCAGUCUGUUUCCUGGUCCU